AUGCCCGCUGUUGAAUCUAAAGUCGAUGUUCUCAUCAUCGGUGCCGGCCCUGCUGGGUUGAUGUGUGCCCAUGGACUGGCCAAGGCUGGGGUCAACGUGCGUAUUAUCGACAAGCGUCCAUCCAAGGUCGCUGCUGGACAAGCAGACGGUAUCCAGCCGCGUACGAUUGAAGUCCUCCAGAGCUAUGGGCUCGCGGACCGACUGCUCAAGGAAGGAAACCAGAUGCACAUGGCUGCAUUUUACAAUCCUGCCCCCGAUGGGUCUGGCAUCCAACGCUCGGAUCGCCUCCCAGACGUUACCGCUCCUACGGCCCGAUUCCCCUUUGAAGUGACCCUGCACCAAGGUGCUAUCGAGAACAUCUUCCGCGAUGCCAUGCGUGCCUUGGGUAAACCCACGGCCCCGAACGGUGCUUGCCCUCGCGAGUUUGAGAAACGCUCCGACGCCAAUGAUCAAUUCUCGUGGCCGCCUCGUUCAAUCGAGGUCGAGCAGCCCGUUGUCCCGACUAGCAUCAGUCUUUCGACCGACGCUGCCGAACUUGCGUCGCGUGACUCGUACCCCGUUACCGUUCAUCUCAAAAAACUCAGCGAGGCCGAGGCCCAGAGGCUGUCGCGACCGGUCGCGGGUGCACCUCCCAACUCGAACGAGGCCGCCGCAGACGGAAGCAAUGUCCAAAUCGAAGAAGAACGCGAGGAGAUUGUCAGGGCUAAGUACGUCGUCGGAUGCGAUGGGGCUCAUUCUUGGACGAGGGCCCAGAUGGGCUGGAAGAUGGAGGGAGAACAUACUGAUUAUGUCUGGGGUGUCGUUGAUACCAUCCCCGAUACCGAUUUUCCUGAUAUCCGAAACCGUACCGCCAUCCACUCUGACAACGGGAGCUGCAUGAUCGUUCCGCGCGAGGGUGACCUCGUCCGCCUCUACGUCCAGCUCGCCGAGAUCGAACUCGGUGGCACCGGAAGAAUGGACAGGAGCAAGAUGACCCCUGAAAAGAUCAUGGACGUCGCAAAGCGCUCAUUCCAGCCCUUCCGCCUCGAGUUCCCCAAGGCUCUUGACUGGUGGACGAUCUACAUCAUCGGACAGCGUGUUGCUUCCAACUUUUCGGCACAGGAACGCGUCUUUAUUGCAGGCGAUGCUUGCCAUACUCACUCGCCAAAGGCUGGCCAGGGAAUGAACGCUAGCAUGAAUGAUACCCACAACUUGAUUUGGAAGUUGACCCAGGUCUUGCGUGGCUGGGCUUCACCCGAUCUCCUAAAGACUUACGAGCUAGAGCGACGCAAGUAUGCCCAAGACUUGAUCGAAUUUGACCGAAAGUUCUCGGCCUUGUUCUCCGGCAAGGCACAGAGCGCGGCCAACAUGGAUGGUGUCUCCCACCAACAAUUUGUCAGUGUGUUCCAAACGUUUGGUGGCUUUACGAGUGGUAUUGGAAUUCAUUAUGCGCCUUCGGCAAUUGUGGAGACGAGGCACCAGUCUUUGGCUUCCAAGCUGAUCAUUGGACAGCGCCUCAUUCCUCAAACCAUCAUCCGCACCGCCGACGCACGUCCAUUCGAGAUCCAAGACCUCAUCCCGUCCGAUAUCCGAUACAAGCUCAUCGUAUUCGCCGGAAACACCAAGGACGUAAUUCAAAAGGCGCGCAUCCAGCAAUUUGCCGACGAACUCGACAAGCCAGAGAGGUUCUACAAAAAGUACACUCCCGCGGGUGCACAGGUCGACACUGUCUUUGAAAUCAUAGUCGUCAGUUCCAUGACCAAGACCACCGGCGACUACACGGACAUUCCCCCCACCCUUCGCACGCACUGGUCCAAAGUAUUCAUGGACGACGAGGCGGUCCAGUCCCGGUUGGGUGGUGGACGCUUGUACGAGACGUACGGAAUCGGUCCCGAGGGGUGUGUCGCUGUUGUCCGUCCCGACGGGUAUAUUGGCAAUGUUGUCCCGCUCGACGGUGUCGAUGAGCUCGAUAGCUGGUUUGGUGGGUUUAUGGCUUCCGCGUGA
This is a messenger RNA of Rhizoctonia solani, 1983 nucleotides long. RefSeq names its product FAD-binding domain protein. Gene Ontology annotation, molecular function: FAD binding. The coding region runs from base 1 to 1983 and encodes 660 amino acids. The record is from RefSeq and is a predicted model, not a curated record. Lineage: Eukaryota; Fungi; Basidiomycota; Agaricomycetes; Cantharellales; Ceratobasidiaceae. The transcript has 10 exons.